CAUCACACAAAAUUCAACAACCCUUUGAACGGUCCUUUUGAGCGGACCCACUCAACUACAAAACCUCCCACUUCUGCGGUCGGUAUAUCACAACAAAACAACAAACAAUGAAACCGGACGCUUUAGUUGAUGAAGCCCUCACCAAGUUGAAGGAGGCUUCUGCGAAACGCCAAUUGUUAAUGGCUCAUGUUGAACUUGACACUGUCAAUCGGAUGCUGAAGAAGCUGCGCGAGGCAAAUGUCGACCACUUACGGCACUCGAAAAGAAUAAAGACGGAAGCUAUCGACACCAAAGCAAAGAACGAUAUCGUUGCCAUGGACAACCUCAUGUAUGAAGGAAUGGAAGGUAGCCUUGGUUUCAACCUUCAAAAGUAUGCAACAAGCGUUGCCGCGAUUACUUGGAAACAAAAGUACUUUCAUUUUACUUGUGCAAACGGUAUCCUUGACAUAUCCGAUUCUUCGCGCCUGUCAUUUCUCAGAAGUUUACCGAAAGAGGUAUCGAUACAGAUGUUGACCGAAUUGACCUGCGCAAAAGAUACCGAAUAUGUGGACUACAAUUUGCCUAUCCAGCAAAUAUUUAAGCAGAUAAAUAGCAACAAUAGUUUUAAAAAGAUUUCAAAAGCGAUAUGCGAUUUCGACUGUCACAAUGAUGAACAGGAGAGUGUACAAGAAGUGUACAAGUUCAUCUUCAAGAUGCUUGAUAAAAAGUCCUUUAUGUUCCAUGGCGAUCGCAUAAAAAUGUAUUCCGAGCGAGACUACAUUGUGAAGUUCUGGGCCCCUGUUUUCGAGACUUUCUUUGGUCAGGACGAGCAUAUUUUUUUACAUUGGCGUGAUACACAAGCCCAACCUUACAAAACAAAUGGUCUUAACAUGAAGCUCGAUAACAGGUUGAUCAGUAUAAGGCGUGGGCGUUACGUUAUGGAGGACAGCGACUGCGAGUACGCCUCGAAGGCAAUCGGCAGAAAACUGUACAGUGACAAGUUAAAACUCGUGCUGGGAGCGAAAGCUUACUUGAAUGAAAUCAUCGCGAAUUGCCCGCACUUGGACGAAGAUGACAUCCGCGACAUUCGAAUUCCAUACCUGCAAAUCCUGGGCUUUCAGGCGGUGUUGUCUGUACUGUCGAUCAAAGACAAGGGAGUUUACAUUGCGGAAGAAGUUUUCAAAUUUGACUUCCCAACAACCAAGAAGCAGAUACGGAAAGGUCAUUUGGGAGACCUUGUUAAGGCUCUGUCGUUGCUGAAACAUUUACUGAAGAACCUGAAUAGCCGUACCGAAGAAGGAAAAGUUGACCAUGGUGGCAACAAAACGGCACGCGUCAUUGAAGGAAUUAGCACAAAAAAAGUCGGAAAUAAUCAGUGGUUGAGUAAGGUUCAAUUGCCAUCUGACUUUGACGAUAACGAAGUUGAUGAUGAAGCGGAAACCGGAGACGACGUUGCCGACGAAGACGAAGUGAAGCAAGAAAAGGAAGAAGGUUUUGAAUUUCUCAUAUAAUAAUCCCAUCACCAAACGUUUGCAAGGAAGAUAUUGGACGUAUUCUUUUUUUACAUGUCAUAUAGGAUGAUAAUACAGUGCGGGCAGAUUUACCAUUGUAUCGAUGAAGCGAUGGGGGUUUGUGUAAUUUUAAUUCUAAAUUUAACAAGCCGUACACCCGCUGUGCAAUGGAUGCCGCCUGCCACCGGAGGCCGCCCUCUUACAUUGAGCGACUUUCGUCA
Radiomyces spectabilis is the source of this 1711-nucleotide messenger RNA. RefSeq lists its product as uncharacterized. Lineage: Eukaryota; Fungi; Mucoromycota; Mucoromycetes; Mucorales; Radiomycetaceae. The record is from RefSeq and is a predicted model, not a curated record. The transcript is spliced from 10 exons. The coding region runs from base 108 to 1490 and encodes 460 amino acids.